AUGGUGCUACCUACUGGGAACCCAGGUGUCCUGGUAAAGGUGGUGGAGGUGUACUUCUGUGAGCGCUGUGAGCAGAGCUUCGCAGAGCCCACUCUGCUGGCCCUGCACCAGUGCACUGAGACCCUUAUACAGCCUCUAGCGGACCUCUCUGGCCCCCCAUGCCCUGUAGAGCUGACCCCCAGCAACCUCCCUCUCUCUGGCCCUCCGCAGGGCCAGGGCCCACCAGAUAGCCCCCUGCCGUGCCCUGUGUGUAGACAGGAGUUUGCCCAACCCCAGGCCCUGAAGAGCCACUUCAAGAGUCACCGGAGCACUCCCGACACCUUCCCCUGCCCGGAGUCUGGCUGUGCGUUCUCGGCAGAAGAUCGCAAGGGUCUGCAGCACCACCUGAGGCUGGCCCACACCGCAGUUCCUGUGCCGUGUUCUUUCCGGGGCUGCCCCCUGCUCUUUGGGAGCCAGCAGGGCAUGGAGCUGCACCGGCAGGCCCAUUACCCUUUCCACUGCAACCACUGCAGCUUCAUGGGCUCCAACGUCAAGCUCUUCCGGCAGCAUCAGCGGAACCACGGGGCCGGGACGCAGGGAGAACUGUCUGCCCAGCAGAGUGCUCCAUCCCAGGAGCUGCUGCCAGACAUUAUCAAGUUUUAUGUGUCUCCAGCCCCCAAACUGCCCCCUAGAGAGGAAGAGCCGUCAGAACGAGCAGAUACGCCCUUGCCCAGGCAGGAGUCAGCGGACGAGGAGGACGUGGAGGAAGAAGAGGAGAGUGGUGCCCUGAAGGACACCCAGAAAGCCCUGGAGAAAGGCCAGGGGCCUCAGCAGUUAGAAGGGGAUGUGGCUUCUGGCCCCGAGUCCCUCUUCAAGACCCACAUGUGCCCAGAAUGCAAGCGCUGCUUCAAGAAGCGGACGCACCUGGUGGAGCACCUGCAUCUCCACUUCCCAGACCCCAGCCUCCAGUGCCCCAACUGCCAGAAGUUCUUCACCAGCAAGAGCAAGCUCAAGACCCAUCUGCUGCGGGAGCUGGGCCAGAAGGCCCACCGCUGCCCACUGUGCCAUUACAGCGCGGUGGAGAGGAAUGCGCUCAACCGCCACAUGGCUAGCAUGCACGAGGACAUUUCCAACCUGUACUCGGACACCUACGCCUGUCCCGUGUGCCGCGAGGAGUUCCGCCUCAGCCAGGCCCUGAAGGAGCACCUCAAGAGCCACACGGCGGCGGCCGCCGCGGGGCCCUUGCCCCUUCGCUGCUUUCAGGAGGGCUGCAGCUACGCGGCCCCCGACCGCAAGGCCUUUGUCAGGCACCUGAAGGAGAGCCACGGCGCACGGGCCGUGGAGUGCCGCCAUCACUCCUGCCCCCUGCUCUUCGCCACGGCCGAGGCCAUGGAGGCGCACCACAAGAGCCACUACGCCUUCCACUGCCCGCACUGUGACUUUGCCUGCUCCAAUAAGCACCUGUUCCGCAAACACAAGAAGCAGGGCCACCCGGGCAGCGAAGAGCUGCGCUGCACCUUCUGCCCCUUCGCCACCUUCAACCCGGUGGCCUACCAGGACCACGUGGGCAAGAUGCACGCCCACGAGAAGAUCCAUCAGUGCCCCGAGUGCAGCUUCGCCACUGCCCACAAGAGGGUGCUCAUCCGCCACAUGCUGCUGCACACGGGUGAGAAACCUCACAAGUGUGAGCUCUGCGACUUCACGUGCCGAGACGUGAGCUACCUGUCCAAGCACAUGCUGACCCACUCCAACGCCAAGGAUUACAUGUGCACCGAGUGUGGCUACGUCACCAAGUGGAAGCACUACCUCAGUGUGCACAUGCGGAAACACGCAGGGGACCUCAGGUACCAGUGCAACCAGUGCUCCUACCGUUGCCACCGGGCCGAUCAGCUGAGCAGCCACAAGCUGCGCCACCAGGGCAAGUCCCUGAUGUGCGAGGUGUGUGCGUUCGCCUGCAAGCGGAAGUACGAGCUGCAGAAGCACAUGGCCUCCCAGCACCACCCGGGCGCGCCGGCGCCGCUCUACCCCUGCCGCUACUGCAGCUACCAGAGCCGCCACAAGCAGGCGCUGCUGAGCCACGAGAACUGCAAGCACACGCGCCUGCGGGAGUUCCGCUGCGCCCUCUGUGACUACCGCACCUUCAGCAACACCACCCUCUUCUUCCACAAGCGCAAGGCCCACGGCUACGUGCCCGGCGACCAGGUGUGGCAGCUCCGCUACGGCGGCCAGGAGCCAGAGGGGCCCGGGCCGUGCCCGACCCCCCCACCCGACUCCGAGCCCCCGGGCCAGCCGCCCGCCCAGCCUGCGGGGCCAGACCGUGACCCUGGGCCCGUGGUGGAGCCCCCCCUGGACCCGGCGCCGCCGGAGACCAGUGAGGAGGAGAGCGCCGGCAGACCGGAUGGCAGUGAGGUUCCGCCGGGGGCCGAGCUGGUUGGCAGCCCCAGUCCGGCGGAGGUCGAUGAGGCCGGCUGCACGCUACACCUGGAGGCCCUGGGGGUAGAGCUGGAACCUGUGGCCGAGCCACCCCUUGAGGGGAUGGCUGAAACCGACCCUGUGGCGUUCAGGCCCCUGGAUGCCUCAGGGCCCCUGAGACUGGAAGGGCCAGAGGAAACUUUGACACAGCUGUCUACCUUUGAAGGUGCCGGAACUUCUGGCAUGGGUGCCGAAGAAAAGCCCGUUCUGGAAAAGCCAGUUCCUGAGGCCCCCCACAAUGCCCCUUCCUCAGAGGAGCCCCCUGACAGCUGGGCGGGAACCUUCAAGGCCGCUCUGGCUGCCGAGAGCGCCCCCCUCCCCCAGUUCCCCGAGUCAGAGUCCUUACUCAGGGCCCUCCGGAGGCAGGACAAAGAGCAAGCCGAGGCUCUGGUCCUGGAGGGGCGGGUUCAGAUGGUGGUGAUCCAGGGAGAGGGGCGGGCUUUCCGCUGCCCGCACUGCCCGUUCAUUACCCGCCGGGAGAAGGCCCUGAGUGUGCACUCCAGGACGGGGUGCCAGGGCCGCCGAGAGCCCCUGCUGUGCCCCGAGUGCGGGGCCAGCUUCAAGCAACAGCGCGGCCUUAGCACCCACCUGCUGAAGAAGUGCCCCGUUCUGCUCAGAAAGAACAAGGCUUUGCCCACACCGGGUUCACCCCUCCGUCCGCAUCCCCUGCCCCCAGGCACCCAGGGCUCCGAGGAUGCAGAAGGUGGGAAGCGCCCGCCUGCACCCUUAGAAGUAGAGCUGGUGCUCCCCAAAGAUGCUGCUGCCGCGCUUCCUAGGGAGCCGGAAGAAGUAGAGGAGCCUCCUGGCACGCUCUGCGUCUCCGCAGCCCCUCCCGCGGGGAGCACCUCACCCGCAGAGACCCCUGAGAAGUUCCACUUCGAGCAGGGCAAGUUUCACUGCAACUCGUGCUCGUUCCUGUGCUCUCGGCUCUCCUCCAUCACCUCUCACGUGGCCGAAGGCUGCCGGGGGGGACGCGGCGGGGCAGCAAAGCGAGGGGCCUCCCUUCUGAGCAGCGGGGACUCGGCCUGCGCGACCGGGGUGGGCGCGGAGUGCAGCCCCGGCAGUGGGGACCCAGCUCUGGCUCCCAAGCAGAAGGGGGCCCGCUUCUCCUGCCCCACGUGUCCCUUCAGCUGCCAGCAGGAGCGGGCCCUGAGGACUCACCAGAGCCGGGGCUGCCCCCUGCAAGAGCCUGGAGAGCUGCAGUGUGGCCUCUGCUCUUUCAGCAGCCCCGCCGCCGCCGCCCUGAGGCUCCACCAGCAGCGGAGGCACCCCGCCGCCGCGCCGGCCCGCGGGCCCCGGCCCCCGCUUCAGUGCGCGGACUGCGGCUUCACCUGCAAACAGAGCCGCUGCCUGCAGCAGCACCGGCGCCUCAAGCACGAGGGCGUGAAGCCCCAUCAGUGCCCCUUCUGCGACUUCUCCACCACGCGACGGUACCGGCUGGAGGCCCAUCAGUCCCGGCACACGGGUGUGGGCCGCAUCCCCUGCAGCGCCUGCCCGCAGACGUUCGGGACCAACUCGAAACUGCGCCUGCACCGGCUGAGGGUCCACGACAAGACGCCCACCCACUUCUGCCCGCUCUGCGACUACAGCGGCUACCUGCGCCACGACAUCACCCGCCACGUCAACAGCUGCCACCGGGGCGCCCCCGCCUUCGCCUGCCCCCAGUGCGAGGCCCAGUUCAGCUCGGAGACGGCGCUCAAGCAGCACGCCCUGCGCCGCCACCCCGAGCCUCUCUGGAACUUCAUGGAAGAUUAG
Molecule: messenger RNA, 4206 nt
Organism: Leptonychotes weddellii (Weddell seal)
Lineage: Eukaryota; Metazoa; Chordata; Mammalia; Carnivora; Phocidae
Source: RefSeq, a predicted model, not a curated record